AUGGCUCCAAAGUUCCUCACAGUGUACUUUGACGAGCACAACCCCGACACGGAGAAGGGGGCAAAUGCGCAUGCUCGUCGGUCCCUCUCGGGGCUGGACUACUCGCCAUUGCCCCGUAUCACAGGGAAGUCUCUCCUCCUCGCGACAUUUGUAUCUAUGGGCGGAAUUCUCUUCGGUUAUGAUACCGGCCAGAUUUCCGGCUUCCUGGAGAUGCCAGACUUCCUGGAUCGCUUUGCUCAGACAAACAGCCACGGCGAGCACGCCUUCAGUACGGUCCGCUCUGGCCUCAUCGUCGGUCUUCUCUCCAUCGGCACCCUCAUCGGUGCUCUGUGUGCUGCUCCCAUUGCCGACCGCUUCGGCCGCAAGUACUGCAUCUCCUUGGCAAACCUCAUCAUCGCCAUAGGUUUCAUCAUCCAGAUCUCCGCCGACCGCGAAUGGGUCCAGAUCAUGAUGGGUCGUUGGGUUGCUGGUCUCGGUGUCGGCGCCUUGUCUCUCCUUGUGCCCAUGUUCCAAGCUGAGAGUUCUCCUCCUUGGAUCCGAGGCGCCAUGGUUUGCACAUACCAGCUCUUCAUCACCAUCGGCAUCUUCCUCGCCGCCUGCUUCAACUACGGCACCGUGACGCACCAUCCCAACAGCUCAGCUUCGUGGCGCAUCAUCAUUGGCCUGGGCUGGGUAUUCACUCUGGUGCUCGGCAUUGGCAUCCUGUUCUUCCCCGAGACGCCGCGAUUCGACUACAGGCAAGGCCAUGUCGACCGCGCCCGCAACACCCUCUGCAGCAUCUACGGUGCGGCACCAAACCAUUGGGCUAUCCAUACGCAGAUGGAGGAGAUUGAAUCCAAGCUGCGGGCAGAAAAGGCGGUCAAGGGCAAUCCCGUUUCCGAGUUUAUCGACAUGUUCCGCGCCCCGCGGAUGGCCUAUCGUAUCUUCAUCGGUGUCUCUCUGCAGAUGUUCCAACAACUCACGGGUGCCAACUACUUCUUUUACUACGGUACCACAAUCUUCCAGUCUGUCGAGAUCGACAGUUACAUCACACAGAUCAUCCUCAACACCAUCAACUUUGUCGUCACAUUCAUCGGUCUCUAUAUUGUCGAGCACUACGGUCGCCGCAAGUCCUUGAUCACAGGCAGCAUCUGGAUGUUCAUAUGCUUCCUCAUCUUUGCCUCGGUUGGCCACUUUGCCUUGGACCGCACAACGCCGCAGAAUACGCGCAGCGCGGGCAUCGCCAUGAUCGUCAUGGCCUGCCUCUUCAUCCUCGGCUUCGCUACAACCUGGGGACCCAUGAUCUGGACCAUUAUGGCUGAGAUCUUCCCUUCGCGCUACCGAGCGAAGGGCAUGGCUUUAUCGACGGCCAGUAACUGGCUGUGGAAUUUCCUGCUCGCCUUUUUCACGCCCUUCAUUACCAAGGACAUCGAUUUCCGCUAUGGCUAUGUCUUUGCGGGCUGCAAUAUCCUCGGUGGCCUUCUCGUCUACUUCUUCGUCAUUGAGGGCCAGGGGCGCACCCUCGAAGAGAUCGAUACCAUGUAUCUCGAACGUGUGAACCCCAUGAAGAGCACCAAGUGGGUGGCUCCUCCGCCUGACGAGAUGAGUAGAAUUCGCAAGGAGGCUGGCACUGAUCUCGAAACGGCUCUUCCGGCCACAAGCGACGAGGAGAUGCUGCAGCGGGAUUCAGGUGCUGAGAAUAGCCAAAACGCAAGUCGGAGAAAGGAGGAGCACGCAGGUACCACCCACGAGGAGGACGCCUAA
Messenger RNA from Ilyonectria robusta, 1743 nucleotides. RefSeq lists its product as uncharacterized. The transcript has 4 exons. Gene Ontology annotation, biological process: carbohydrate transport; transmembrane transport. Gene Ontology annotation, cellular component: plasma membrane. Bases 1 to 1743 code for a protein of 580 amino acids. The record is from RefSeq and is a predicted model, not a curated record. Gene Ontology annotation, molecular function: carbohydrate:proton symporter activity. NCBI's taxonomy places the organism in Eukaryota, Fungi, Ascomycota, Sordariomycetes, Hypocreales, Nectriaceae.